This is a messenger RNA of Spizellomyces punctatus DAOM BR117, 1278 nucleotides long. RefSeq lists its product as uncharacterized. Lineage: Eukaryota; Fungi; Chytridiomycota; Chytridiomycetes; Spizellomycetales; Spizellomycetaceae. The record is from RefSeq and is a predicted model, not a curated record. Bases 58 to 1278 code for a protein of 406 amino acids. The transcript is spliced from 6 exons.
CUCUGAAUUUUCCCAUAGAACUUUAGAGCAUUUGCAUCUUAUUGUUUUUUAUUCGCGAUGUCUGACUCUGUGAAAUCCAGCAAAUCCAAUGCCUCCUUCAAGAAUAGCCGCAAGUAUCGGCGGCAGAUCAACACCAACGGCAUGCGGCUGUGCCGAGGGUUUUUUAAUGACACCGCCGACUUGCCGGCUCAUCAGAAGGUUUUCGCCCCGUCUCCCGUUGUGGAGGCUCUCGUGAAUCGGCUCUUGGCACCACGCCAAGUGUUGAGAGCUGGCUCCCGACCUAACCUGGAAAGGAAAGCGCCGGAGUAUUUUGGAGACAACCCGGUUGUCUCAGACCAUCUUAGCGCCAACCUUUUUCAGGUGGUCGGGAAAGCUGACAGCCUCGAAGGAAAUCACGAGGCCGAGUGGGCGCCGUUGAAGACGGCCCUUUUGUCCGUGAUGAAUCACGGCGAGGUGUUCGCUUAUGUGUCGGACACCCACAUCCUGGCCUUGCCGGAGGGCAUCGCUGGCCUUACAAGGCCGAAACCUGACGUCAUCGUUGGGUAUUGUACUGAUGACCCCCCUGUGGAGCCAGAAAACCCAUACACGCUGUUGGCCGACAGUCUUUUGCCGCUUCGAGCCCGAUGUGGCGAUCCCGACUGCGUCCCCUUCCCCUUUUAUGUUCAAGAACGUAAAUCGGACAGAGCGGCGCAGUUCGGGUGCGUGAACCAGCUGCUUGCUGGUCUUAGGGCUGUCAUGCACGCUUGGGAAUUGGUGCUCGAGCGGCAGAAUAUUGCCGUUGUGGGUACCACCCUCGUGGGGUAUCACCUCAGCCUGUACGUGAUGGGGUACAAAAAGGUUCGGGGCACAGGCAUGUACAUAGCCUAUCACGUCGGAGACUACUCGAUCCUUAAUGGUCGAGACGUGCUGUGUCUCAUGUCUCUGAUGGUAGCCGUGAGGGAGGAAGGGUUACGACUCUUCGACCUUCUGGCGCCCAUCAAGUGGCAAGACCUGCAAGGUCUCGAUGUUGAUGGCGACGACAUGCCCGGCCCUGAUCCCGAGGAGGGAGGGGAGGAUGACGAGAGCGAGGACGACGACAGAUCGUCCAAGAGGUCGUCGCGGUCGGGGCGGUCGGCGCGGUCAUCCAAGCGCCGACACAAGAGGGCUCGGCUUCAUGGCGCCGGAGGGAAAGAUCCGGUCCUCGAUACCACCGCCAAGGUUCAAGGUUGGCUUUCUCAGGUUAGCCAACCGGAAAGCCCAGGCGCUGCUCGUGGAGCGGAGGACCCCUUCGGGCCGUGA